AGGCACUGCUAAAAACGCUCACAAACGUAUCUACAUCUGUCAGUCCAACUGCAACCUUCAUGAUGGCAACCGACGCGGAGAAUCCAAGGGAGAGCGAGAAUUUACUCGAACGUAAACGUGUAGAUGAAAUGAACGACAGCGAAUUGUCUGACUAUUUGAUGGACAAAGGCGGCAUCUCACGGACAGAAGUGGAAGCAAUACAAAACAAGCAUCAUUUGAACGGAGAGGCGUUCAUCGAUUUGUCGGAAGAAGAAGUUGCCGAGCUGACCGAAUCGAUUGGAUUGAGACACAAACUGUUGGCACAAAUUACCGAUGCAAGAGAGAAAGAGAUUGAUUACCUCAAAAACAGAACAAAAAAACACGACAAAUCAACAGACGAAACACUAAAGACUAAAAUGACUAGCUUACAAAGCCUCGUCAAUGCCACAGCAUUUCCUCAAAAUUUGGCUCUUCUAAUGGCCACUAUCAGUGACGGAGAUACCAAACAAUUUUAUGUUAUCACUCUCUGUUUACUACUGAUUGCCAUAAGCCUGCAAGCAGUACUAGCAGUAAUGACUGUAUUGCUACCAAGCACAUCAUCAUCGAAUACAAGUCCGAGAAAUACAAAGCAAAAAAUUGCUCUGCUAUCUCAGCGGUUUGUCAUCGUGCUUCUGAUCAUGGUCAACUUUGUUGCCGAUGCAUUCUUUAUCGCACAAAGAAGGACUACACCUGAGAGUUCUGCAACCAGCAAUGGUAGUACUAGUAUGACAUAGUAAGAGUCCAUAGACUCAGACAGUUAUAUUGUAUAGUGAAGACACAGGAGCACAGAUUGUUUUACUACAAAUGACAUUUCAUUAGCUGCAUGGCCACAAGCACAUCAUCAUCAACUAGUAAAUUUAGAUUUUGAAUUUUUUGUUGAGAACUUGUUUUGUGAUAUUAAUUAGAGAGUUUUGUGACUAUGAAAUACAGUGAACCUAGCAGCUGUCCAA
Corticium candelabrum is the source of this 968-nucleotide messenger RNA. RefSeq lists its product as uncharacterized. The record is from RefSeq and is a predicted model, not a curated record. NCBI's taxonomy places the organism in Eukaryota, Metazoa, Porifera, Homoscleromorpha, Homosclerophorida, Plakinidae. Gene Ontology annotation, biological process: cell adhesion; tissue regeneration. The coding region runs from base 60 to 752 and encodes 230 amino acids. Gene Ontology annotation, cellular component: membrane. The transcript is spliced from 4 exons.